Olea europaea var. sylvestris is the source of this 1066-nucleotide messenger RNA. Its product is annotated as 50S ribosomal protein L5, chloroplastic-like. The record is from RefSeq and is a predicted model, not a curated record. Lineage: Eukaryota; Viridiplantae; Streptophyta; Magnoliopsida; Lamiales; Oleaceae. Gene Ontology annotation, biological process: translation. Gene Ontology annotation, cellular component: cytosolic large ribosomal subunit; ribosome. Gene Ontology annotation, molecular function: structural constituent of ribosome; RNA binding. Bases 72 to 875 code for a protein of 267 amino acids. The transcript is spliced from 3 exons.
CUCUUACCUCUCUGUCUCAUACAGAGAAGCUUACUCUACCCAAUAUCCACGAGCACCUCUGUACACCUCCAAUGGCAUUAUCUCCGGCCCUUUUACACUCCGCCGGAUCCACAUUCUACGGCCAGUUACCUCCGACAUCCGUGCGUUUAACGUCUGCCACACGCUGCCCUUGUUCCGGUGGCUUGUUGGUUACCGCUAUGUCAUCGGUGGUCCUCGUAGAGAAAAGCGAAGCCGAGAAAGUCAACCGUCUCAAAACCACUUACCUCGAGAAAAUCGUCCCCUUGCUCAAAGAAGAGUUCAAAUACACCAAUGUUCACCAGGUUCCAACAGUCGAAAAGAUUGUGGUGAACUGUGGUAUUGGAGAUGCUGCGCAAAAUGCAAAGGGCUUGGAUGCAGCUAUAAAUGAUUUGGCACUUAUCACGGGUCAAAGGCCAAUAAAGACGAGAGCAAAGAAUGCUAUUGCCACCUUUAAGAUAAGAGAAGGCCAACCACUUGGAAUUGCAGUUACUCUAAGAGGAAACGUGAUGUACUCUUUUCUUGAUCGGCUCAUUAAUCUGGGACUUCCUAGGACUAGGGAUUUUCAAGGGGUAAGCUCCAAUAGUUUUGAUGGACAUGGAAACUACAGCAUUGGCUUCCGUGAACAGAGCGUUUUCCCGGAGAUAAGUUAUGAUAUACUUGGUAAGCCACGGGGAAUGGAUGUUUGCAUAACCACAACAGCAAAUACAGAUAAAGAAGCCCAUAAAUUACUUGCUCUAAUGGGAAUGCCAUUUAGAGAAGGUGGUGGUGGCCCCACAACCGUGGUGCGGAAGAAGAAACUUAAAUCACACCAUUUUGACUCCAAGUCAAAAUCAAAGCAAAGAACCAAGAAGAGGUAAACCUCUGUCUUUUGUCAAGGAAUCAAGCGCUCGUUUAGGUUAACUGUAAAAUGAAAAUAGUCUAAUUUCUGGUUGAUACUAUUGUUCAUUUGUAUUAUUCUGUAUUUGGCUGGUUUUUUCCACGAUGUAAUGUUUAGCAAAAUGCGAUGUUUGGAACAUAAGCUAAUCAAUCUCACAUAGCUUCCCGAUCC